Molecule: messenger RNA, 8149 nt
Organism: Caenorhabditis auriculariae
Lineage: Eukaryota; Metazoa; Nematoda; Chromadorea; Rhabditida; Rhabditidae
Source: the annotation of a GenBank genome assembly
AUGCUGCCCUGGGCGUCUUUCUCUCGGCGGCAGCCUACGCAGCCUCCGUCGUCGCGUCGCUCUGUCAACGCUUUCCGCGCAUUAUGUUUCGCCGUCGCUCUCGUCGCCGCUCUCGCUCCUCCCUCCGUUGCUUCUUCAUAGCCUCUACGUCAUCUGACGUCAUGGCACACGGCCAUAGGCGAUUGCCGAUACUUUUGCCAGACAAACGCUUGUUUUUUUGUUGUUCUAUCUCUUUCUUUUCAUCUCUUCUUCUCUUCAAAGCUUUCCACUUCCUCCAUCUUUCUUGGCCUGUCUCUCUCUUUCUCUUUCUUUGUCUAUCUUUUUUCCCUCUGAGUCGCUUUUUCUUUCUGCAGUACCUUGUUGAUAAUCAAAUUAAAUCUAUCGAGAGUAGAUGGCACGCUCAAGUUGCAUUUCCCUCGUCAGAUUUGCAUUAAGGCUUUUAGACUAAGCCACACACGUCGUUGAAAAUAAUGGUUUUUCUGAUGGAUUUCCCAAACAGAAUUGAGAUGAAGCUUCUUUUCACUUUGUUCUUUGAUGAAAUUUGUCCUAAAAUGAUUCGCAACUUAGGCGUUUUUGAAAAGUUAGAGAAAAAGUCAUCUCAGUUUUCGGUAAUCAUCUGAAAAAUUCUCAAACGGAGUUUGAAUGUUUUUUCUUGUUCAGUAGAUUUCUCAAUCUCUCUGAUUCAGCAUUUCUGAUUUUUUAUGCGGCCGCUUUUUUCACUUUGUGACGUCAAGCAGGAACUGCCUUAAAAUAGACCUAAUUAAUCUGCUGACGUUCGUCAAAAAACGAGAAAUUAUUCACCGGCCAAGUGCUUAAAAUCUUGGAGCUUUUCUAUGAUGAGUGGAUGACCAGAAUUUUAUACCAAUCAAAAUCAUAUCUUUCCUCUUUUUUUUUGCUCAAGGAUGAUUGAUAAGUUUUUCUUAAGAGUAGUAAUCACAACUUGCUAUUUGGUUAGGUUUGUAUCACUUUUCUCUUUCAAAUUCAUUUGAUGAGAAAACUAUGAAAGAAGUCAUAUUUCUCUUUCAAACGGUCUUUUUUUGAAGUCUUCUUCGCCGUUCUAACUGUAACUAGAUUCUAGUUUAAACUGCUGCUCUUAUAUUUUUUUAUCAUACGUACCUGACGACUUUAGAGACUUCAACUUUUGUUUGGAAGUAUUUUAUAUAAAAGACUCUAUCCUCUCUGUUCCGCUUGUUUUCCCGUUUGUGUUAACUUCUUUUCUGAAUUUUUAGUUUUCUCUUUUCCCAUUUAUCAUCGGAUUAUCAAUGAUGUGAUUUGUGUUAAAGCUUUUUAGUUGGAAGGAAAUGUCAUCCUCUUUUGCUGAGUAGGAUAAAUGAGUUUUGUCAAUCGGUGAGAGCAAUUAAUGCGGUCAUCCGCUCACAUCAUUCUCUAAGAGGCUACACGUCACUGACGAGUAUUUUCGACUCCUCGUAUAACACGUCUAUAAGCGUAAGGCCAUUUCUUCUCGCAUGAGUUUGCCCCGCCUGACCGCUUAUGGGAACAUUUUUAUUCGCAUGAAGAAGUUUUUGAUAAAGAGAAGAGCAAAAGCAUAUAUGUGGCUUACCGUGUUGACAUUUUGACGUCAUGGCCGCCAAAAGCGGUGGCCCGUGAAAGGAGAGAGGCGCUCGGCCAUCCGGCUCUGCUCUAGCAACUUUUUCUCAACUCACCUUCUGUUUCGUGUACUGAAAUGAUAGAAUUGUCUCUUUCCUUCUGGAUUUGCGAUUUGCGAUUUUCGAUCAUUCGCAUAGUAAUUCUUACAAUCAAGUAAAGUUAUAAAAAAGGAGACAUAGAUUAGCGCAAAAAAAGAAUUUUUCUAACUAUAAAAAUGAUUCGUCUUCAGCAGAAAAAAACUGUUUCUGUUUAGAUAAUUCAUCAAAUUUAGCGACUUUCACAAAAAAAUUAAAUUUUUUUCAAAUUGAAACCGGUUAAGUCUUUUUUUCAAAAAAAUGCGUUUUUUUGAAUCAAAAAACCAUGAAAGUCAAAUGCAUUUUUGGACUCGAAAAAGUUACUCCUUUUUUUCAAAAUUUGAAAGGCUGUGAAAUUUGAGACUUUCAGCAUUAUUUUUUUAAUACUUUAGGAAUUAUGUGAAAAUUUUUUUCUGCUGAUGAAAUUUUAGCAGAAGAAGUUUUUUUCAUCCAAUUCACACGAACUCUCUCAAACAUGAUUUCGUUUUCGUUUUGUUACUAAUUCUUCCAUGACCUUUCGUGACUUUUCUCUUUAUAAAUUAUUUGCGUUCAUAACGAAUACACGAACUUUCGAAAGCACCUGCUCGGAUCUUCUUUCAUUUCGGAUACGCAAAAGUUCAUCAGCUUCUUUGGAAAAGCGUGCGUAAUUAGAGGAAAAGUUUCUAAUGAAUCUCAACGAGCGCACUUUUUUAGACGUCAAAAAGUCUCAACGCCUUAUUGUCUGGAUGAAAAAUGACGCUUGAUUCUCACUACCUUUUUUGUUCUGCGAAAAUCUCGAAAGUGCUGUGCCGCUAUAAUCGAGAAGCAGUCUUUCAAAUGUCAUAAGGAUAAGACUCUUUCGAAAACUGCAUGGGAAAUCAGUUGUUUUUGCAAAGAUUUCGUUGGAAGCUCUCAAGAAAAGCCACAACAACUCAUUGCUGUUUCAGAUAUGCCUAGCGGGAGGCAGCGGCUGACGUCGACACGUUCAUUAUGAAUCUCGUCACACUGACCUCGCACCUAUGCACGACGACAACUGAAACGUGUGUUUUUACUUUUCUUUCACUUCCUCCUGCAAUCCGACGCUUCUCGGGCACCCUCAUUAGCGUUGUAUACGUAAUAAUUAGAAUCACGUCAGAGAGUUUCCGCGAAAGCAAACGCCAUUGAACAAACAUGACUUCUCUAUUAAUAAAACUUGAGAGAAAAAUCAGGAACUCCAUUUGUUGAUCGAAAGCCGGUAAAUCGUGAUCAAAGAGUUUGGUGUCUUGCUUCAGAUAAUUUUUUGGCAAUGAAAAAGGUAAAACAGAGCGCCGCAAAAAGGACAAGAAAGAGGUUAGAUACGAUAAAAAUCGAUGGUAAGUUUAGUCUGAGAUAAUCCGAGAUAGGCAACAUACUACUAAAUAGAUGACCGAAUGGGCGAUAAGAAGUUGCGUGGCCAACUGUGGGAAAGUGGGAGGUUGAGCUGCGUCGGAGCCGCCCGUUUCCAUUGGUUCUUUCUGUUCCUGUCCAUUUUUGUCUUUCUAUUCUCUAUUUUUUCCACCUUAGCAGAUUGACUUUCUAAAUUUGAAAUUUUUUCUAGAAAGCUCAUCUUAAUAACUAUAAAUAACGUUUAAUCAAAGCGAAAGUUAUCUUUUUGAAAACCAUCAUUUUUUUUGUGAGAAAAGCCACUAUAACUUUCAGUAAUACGAAAAUUUUCGAAGAUAUUUUCAGACGAGUCAAAAAAGUUUCAAAUUUUAGAAUUGUUGCGCUCCAAUUCGAACGAACUGAUCAUUUUUUACUGGACUCACUAUACGUUAGACAAUGAUUUUCUAAAACUACCGUAACAUUCAAUGCGUGCAGUUUUGCACCAACAACAUUCUAAAGGUCGUGAGAGCCAAAAAAUGUACUCUUGUCUUCAAACAAAGUUUUGGCUGGCAACAUAGCGUUGUCUCACGGCAUUUCAAGUAAAGAUCGCCUUACAAAAGAGUCAGGCGCACAGAAUGUUCUUUCAAAGCCACCACAACUCUUAGUGUUUACUUUUUCGAACAGUGAAUAAAGACGCCCACGUACAGGCGCCUCAAAAAUCUGACCCGUAAGUACCCAAAAAAGGUGUUGGUUUUGGGACCUUUUACACCGUCGGCUUGAAAACUUUUUAGUCGUUUUGCUCGACCAUAUAAUCACGCCGACCGUCGAGACUCGCUGUUUACAUGUGUUGCUCUCGUAGGUUUUUCCCCGGCUUCCCGUCUCAUUUCUCCUCCUAACUACUUUCCCUUUUAUUUGUCUGUCGUUCCAACCCUCUCAAGUCCUUUCUUAUCUUGUUUAGACAACUGUAACUACAGUAUCAGCUUUGAUGAUCUGUGAUCUCAAAUCGAACUCCUUCCUGAUCACAUCACCUGCAACAGCAUAAAGAUGAUAUGACGACAUUUUUUUGUAAAGACCCUUUUUGUUUGCUUUUGCGAUUUUAAAUACAAAGAGUGAAAGACUGAAAGUUGUCUUUGCACUGCUUGCUCUUCCGAAAUUCCAUAUCUUUUCAAUUAACGCAAGACACAUUUUUUCCAUAUCACGGGGUUUGAAGGGUCCAACACCUGUAAUAAACCGUUUUUUAUAGCUUGAAACGAACUAUUCGCGAAUGUUGUGCCGACGUCAGUUUUCCUGAUAACCUAUUGUUCUCUCGGCCGGCUUCAGCUCCUCACUCUCGGCUUAUCUCCCUCCCGCCGCUUCGUAAUACCUAUUGCUGUGUUAUCCGCUAAUCUCUUCGAUUCCUCUAACAUUUCCUGAUGCCUCUUCCGAAAAGUGUUUUAUUUCAAAAGACUUAACUCUUCGGUGACAUUCUUGCUAAUCUCAUUUCCUUGCAAGCGGUCAUUGUUUUUUGGAUUCGCAAAAGCUGUAAAAGGAAAAAUAUUCCGAUCGCUGAAAGCCAUCACCCUAUGUGAAAAAAUUUUUAUUUUUUUUCCUUUUUUUCAUGAGUUUGAGAUUAUUUGAGCAUUGAAGUUUCUAGCGACAAUAUCAUCUGAUUUAGGUUUUUGAUUUUAUGCUCUCACCCAUGAAAGUAGCCAGAAAAAAAUGGAAUUCUCCCGAGCUUUUUAUGAAAAACCGAUCCGAGUUCAUGCGUGGGCGACGCAAUUAGUUGAAGAUUACGGUGUAGCCCUGUCCUGCCAGAAUAAACCCGAUCAUUCAACAAAAAAAGAUGUGCAUUCACUGUCCGACCAAUCCUACUUUAUUUUUUCAUUCACUCGGACCAUAAAUUUCACGUGAUCGCUGUACGUCCAGUUUACUUUUCGAGUAUUUUUUGACUCAAAUAUUUUUCAAUCGUGCUGCAUUACGUCGCUGUUUUCACAUCAUUUCACUUUGUAAUUUAUAGGAUACCAGAAAAAUUGAGCCAUUGCUCAAAAUAUGACUAGAUGCUCUGCUCCAAAAGAAAUUAGCGUGAGGUGAGUUUGUGAAGGGAUAUGGUAGUGUGAGAAGCUACGAAAUUUCGGGCUGGGGAGGUCAAAUUGGAGUAAAUGGAAAAAGGCUUUUUUGUGUUAUUCAAAUAUUCGAAAUGAAGGAUGACGUGACCUCUUUUGCAGAGAGGAAAACGCCGAAAAAUGCGAGCAGAAUGCGACCAAUUGCAAAGAAAGCGACCAAACGAAGAGCAAAGAUUCCGGUCGAGCCACCGAAAUCUGCAAGUGGGUAUCCUACGCGAUUUUGUUUUGCUGAAAAAAAACAAUGAAAAGUUUUUCUAAAUGUGAAAAUAAGGUUUUCUUUUCAUGCGAAUGGAAAGUGUAGAAGCAUGGAGAGAGUUAACAUUUUGAGGGAUCCCCUCAACUGCACGGCGAAAGAAGGAUGCAGUUGCUCCAAAACGAAGGAAGACAACGAAAAAACUUCUUCAGAGGCUCUCUAUGAUGUCUUUCUCGGAGGUUCCUGUGGAACUACGGUAUUCUUUGGAAUUUCUCUCUCUUAUCAAUCAUGACGUUUUUAGGUUUGGCGAAGGCAACUCGUGAUUCCAUUUCUCAAAAGAUGCUCCAUUUCAUAUUACGACCCUCAGCGAAGUGUCUGGAGUGAAAACAUGAUCUAUGAGGAAUGCAUUGCUAAGGAGGUCAAUAAUCUUCCAAUAGUGGUAAUAAACGAAAUAUUUUCAGAACUCUUCGCUUUUUCUUUUUGUGAUCGAUCCGGCUACUGUGAAUGCUACGUCAUUUUUGGAAAUUGCAUAUUUCGCUGCUAGAAAGUCUCCGAAACUUGUGGUUGUCUUUCUCGGGAAAACGGAAUGGGCUGAAAAAGCGCAUCCGGACGACCUGCCCGACCGAAACCGGACUUGUCGUCUGUUGGAUAGGAUUCUGGAAGCUCAUGCCGUUCCGAUGCUGCACAACAUUCAGGUACAGCUUCCGUAACUCCUUCAAAGAUUAUUCUUCAUUUUUUUUGAAUUUUUUUCAGUUCCCCAUUUUAUAAGGUUUUUCCUAAUCAAAAGAACAUCUUUGAAAGCUUAAAAUUUUUGAAUUUUUUUCAUGACUCUAGUUUGAAUUUUUAUUGAGAGAGGCAUGAGAAAGAUUAGAUAGAAGGAAACUGGAGAGUAAAAAAAUAUGGAAAUAUAAAAAAAUUAUAGGAAAUACUAAAGGCCUUUUUAUGUCUUAGAGUUUCUUAUCAAGAUGAAAGAUGAUGAACAUUCGAAAAAUACUAUUUUAUUUUGCCAUGGCAAUUUUUCACAAACAAAAAAGUAUGAAUCGACAUCAGAAAGCCUUAAAAACAGAGAAUAAAAAUAUCUGCUCUGCAGUCUGAACAGUGUUAUUUUUGUGAGGUUUUCAAUCGAUUUUGACUCACCUUAUCAUGUGCGAAGAAGUUCUUUCCUAAUACAUGGUUAUUAUCUGUCGCAGCACUCAAAAUCUUAAAAUCAGAAUGACUCAAUUGCAGGAUGCCCUCGACUUCAUUGAAGAAGAAAUGUUGGGACGAAAGACGUUCAAAGAAGCGAUGAACGAGAAGCGUAAUCGGAUACCGUACGUGAUGAUGAAGGCGCGACAGUGUUCUCGGAAAGCGAAGACGAAGGUCUGCAAGGCGUUCACUUCCUGCCAGUCGCACAUGUCUCGGGUCGCCGUCGCUGGAUUCGCCGACGCGGUCGCUCUUUUUUUCUGCCAGCUGCUCGUGCCUUCAGUCCCGCUUCACUUCUUUCUGGUCCCGCUGAUAUUCAUCAAUUUCGUCGUUUUCACCAUUUCGUCCAAGUGGAAACAAAUGCGGCGAAAUCAUCCUCGACUUGUUGCUGACUCGUCCUCUGUCCACUACAGCACGACACCUGCUAUUCCAUCCCCUCGACUUUCCACCUUGACGACGUCUAUCAAUGGAGGCACUUCAAACCAGAGCUUGAAAAGAAGGACCAAAAAGAAUUUCGAGAAAAUGGCUCCUGAUCAAGAAAACAACGGCUUUGUUGUUCCAAGAUCAUUCACGCAACAAAGGUGCGAUUUCUGUCCAGUUUCUUUCCUAAUUACCAACUUAUUUUUCAGGCCACUAAAGGUAACCAAUGAUUGCACCACAAUUGAACUCUGCUCCAGUUCAUUGAGCGACAACACUUGGGUCCAAGAAAUUGCGGCUCCACUUCUAGAGUUUGCAAUUUGCUAACCGAUCCGAAAACAGUUCGGGUUUUUGCAGUAGCAACGCGAUUUCGUACUCUUACGCCUUGACGAUGCCACUCCUUCUGCCUGAAGUACGAGUUAACUGCUUCAAAAUGUGGCAAAAACAUCACAAAAAAUUCUUCUACUACAUUUCUUCAUCUACAACUUUUCUUUCCGGCAUGGUUGAGGUGAGAAAAAUAGUUUCGUAGUUUGAUUUGAGUGAGACAGAGCAUUUCUCAUAAUGACAUCACUUUCUUACAUUUGCGAUGCAGGUUGCCUACGUGCUAGGCCACUCCAAUUGGCAAGCGACCGUUUGCGUUCCGUCGGCAUCUCAAAUUCUCGAUGGACCCGAAGAGUGCAGCGACGAGGAAGAGAUGGAGCGGCUGGCCCGAAGACGUCGCAACGAUUGCUACCAGAUUGCGUUCUGCUACCUCAAGGUAGGUCGCGAUCUUGUCGAACAUACUCCAUGAGUUUGACUACUUUUUUCCAUUUCAGGUUUAUCAGUUUGUGAAAAAAUUUCGUGCGUUUUGCAAUCGUAAACUUCAAAUCAACUUUUUUUUUACUAGAGGUUUUUUCGGAUCUAGACUCUCACAAAGAUGAUUUUCGCAAGCUCGGAAAACUUAAAUGAUUAAAUUUUUUUUUUAUAAUCAUUGGAACACAUUUUGAAAAGAAAAACGUAAUGAUGAUUUUUUUUAGAUUGAUUUGAGUGAGAGAAAGGAAGCGCGACAAACUUUAAAUUUCACAAACUGAUAAAUUUUCUGAUUCACAUCCGUAUAGGCUAUCCGAGAGAGUUUAAAACGAAACCCAAUCUUGGUCAGUAUUGAAACAUCAUUAAUUUUGCAGGACAUGGCAAAACGACGACAAUGCAGAAUUUACACAAAGAUCGAAGAUGCUGUGCGGAGUGUCGUUGAGCAAAAUGUUCGCGGUUUAUGA